CUCUCCGUUUUCUUUCUUUUUCUUUCCCUCUGUCUGUUCACGCUUGUCGCUUUGCAUUGCCAGAAUGGAGUAGUCAGGCAGGCUUCACCUACCAACAUUAUUUGUGCGAGCGCUUGGUGUCCUCUUUCCUGCUUCCAUCACCACCAGCAGUAUUCCCCAGAUUAAUUAUUCACCGGUCGCCAAGCAAGAGGAGCCAUUUGAUAGCCAGACCUUGCCACUGUGAUAGAGACGGGAGACAGAAAUUACAACUGGACCUCAGGUGAAAAGCAAUAUCUUCUGUUUUAAUUUUUUCUUCCAUACUCCUUCCUUUCACCACUUGACAUCAGCCUGCAACUAGGAACUUAAAGGAAAACCUCUCUCAUUUUUCUUCCCUGUGAGUAAGGUAUAUCUAUUCCUCAUGUUGCUCUCCAGUAAGCAGUUGCCGAUCGGCCGCUCCCAGAGCUGGGACACGCUGGGUGGGAAUGAGGGUCAUUGGGAGCGCAGUGACAGUGUUUACGAGCAGCAGGCCCGGAUGGCUGGUCGACGCAACUCGCUGAGCUAUGGAGCAGAUACAGGAGGGGGAUGGUACGAGCCACCGCCUGGAGUGCGUCCUCCUGACCUCGAUUUGAAAAGGGAGCCAGACUCCUACCAGCAAUCUCUUUACAACCAAGGUUAUUUGGAUCGUCCGGACCCACGUAACAUAAGAAAAAGCUCCGUUCCUGAGUUGAACAGCCAUUAUGAUCGACAUUCCAUGGCUAACCGUGGUUCCCUGCCACACCAUGACUACUAUCAGCAAGACCCAGGCAUGCCACCUCGGCCAACAGACGGUUUCUAUCGUGGAGAGCAACCUCAUUCUCUCAAUAGGUCAUCAACACAUUAUGGAAUGAUGGCAGGUCCUCGGCAACUGUGGGAACAGAGUUCAGGAGGUCGGCCUGGUUCUGCUGCCCCAACACCUGGCAUGCCUCCUCCCCCACCUCCAAGUUCUCAUGACAUGGGUCGUAUUUAUAGGGAAACAUCCCUGCCUGGACCCCCACCUGCUACUCCUGGCACAAAAAUGAUGCAGGAUGGGCAGCGCAUUCCAAGCCGAGCACCAUCUCCAGCUCGCUAUAUAAUGGAGCCAAAUUCUCCCCGUUACGGUACUGAGCCACCUGCCUCUCUCACUAGCCAUUACAGUGACGUUAACGGAAGGCCGAUUGAUCAGCCAGCAGCCACUUGCCUGGUGGUUGAUCCAGCUGCUCAAGGAAUGGAUGGAACUGCCCGAGGUAUGGUCAUGCAUCUGGAAAACCCCUCACCAUACACCAUACAGCAGCAACAGCAAGUCCAACAACAGGCUCAACAGCAAGCGCAGCAGCAAGCGCAGCAACAAAUGCAACAACAAAUACAGCAGCAGCAAAUGCAGCAGGUUCAGCCAGUGCAGCAAAUGCAGCAAGGUCAGCAAAUGCAGCAGGUUCAGCCAGUGCAGCAAAUGCAGCAAGUUCAGCCAAUGCAGCAAAUGCAACCAGUGCAGCAAGUUCAGCAAAUGCAACCAGUGCAGCAAGUUCAGCAGGUACCACAGGUUCAGCCAGUGCAGCAAGUUCCACAUGUGCAACCCAUGGCACCUCCAAAUCCUGUCUACACUCCAGUUCCCCCUACAGCCCUUGCCCCAGUAACCACUCCUGCUCUGUUACCACAACUUCCUGCUCAGCCUUUUACUCCUGCUCCUCCUCCCACUGUCCCUCAGACCCCAGUGGCUCCUGUAGACCCUAAAAAAAAUGCAGACCCUGAGUUUCUGGCAUUGCUGCAAAAAGAGGGCCUCUCGGAAAGCACCAUCACUUCUCUGCUGCAGCAGGGCUUUGACUCCACUGCAAUGUUGGCUGUUAUGGAGGAAAAUGAUGUGCGUUCAGUGGCCCCCAACUUGGGCCAAGCCAGGGUUCUGUCUCGUGUUGUGCUUAGUUGCAAACGACCACCUGAAAUCCUUCCUGCUACCCCCCUGCAUCCCAGUGCUCCAGUACGUGGCAGAUCCAACAGCUUUAGCCAUCGUAGUGACAUUUAUGCGCACCAGCCGCCACCCUUGACUCCGAGCUUGGAGUCCCAAUAUAUGCAGCCACCCUCUACCCCAAUGCAGACUGUAUCUGCAAGGAUGGGUGAGGGCUAUAGUCGGAGACCCAGCAGUGCUCCCUCCCAGCAGCUUCUAGACCAGACCAGUGGGUAUCCUGGAGCCAGGUCUGCAGGAGCAUACAGUGGUUCUGUGGUUCCAGUCCAGCCUCGCCCAUUAUCAGGCUACAAUCCGCAUACUGGCUUGUCCAUGUCACAUAUGACUGCAAUGUCCCAACACGUAGGCAUUCCAUCACAUCUGCCAGUAAUGCCAUCACAAAUGGCAAUCCACGCAAUGCCACAGCCUUUGCCUGCACUGCCUGCAGUUCCGCAACCAAUGACCAUGCCUGCUUUGGCACCCCAGCAAGCUCCGAAGGCAUACACAACCAACUAUACUGUACCAAUGGAGUUGUUAAAGAGGGAUCGAAGCUUGGCCACGAUGUCUCCCAUGCCCAGUCCCCAUGUAAGCCCACAAGUAAUGCGCAGGGCUGGAGUGUCCUCAGACGGAGCCCUAGUACCUGUUGGUAGUGCCGGUCCAGGUCAAGGUGUGAGUCUGGCUAAUCAGAAGCUCAGCCGGCGUACUGGACCUCCGGUCAUUGUCUCCACUAUGGCAUCGCCGGACACAAGUAUAAGGCCUCAGAUCAUGAACGGCCCGAUGCACCCUCGGCCGCUGGUCGCUCUGCUGGACGGGAGGGACUGUACCGUAGAGAUGCCCAUCCUGAAGGAUUUGGCCACGGUGGCGUUCUGUGAUGCGCAGUCAACGCAGGAGAUCCAUGAGAAGGUGUUGAACGAGGCGGUGGGGGCGAUGAUGUACCACACCAUUACUCUGACCAGAGAAGAUCUGGAGAAAUUUAAAGCCCUCCGAAUCAUAAUCCGCAUCGGUAGUGGAUAUGACAAUAUCGACAUUAAAGCGGCUGGAGAGAUGGGUAUUGCAGUGUGUAAUAUCCCAUCAGCCGCUGUGGAGGAGACGGCAGACUCCACGCUUUGCCACAUCCUGAACCUGUACAGGAGGAACACGUGGCUGUACCAGGCCAUGCGGGAGGGCACACGGGUCCAGAGCGUGGAGCAGAUCCGAGAGGUGGCGUCAGGGGCCGCCCGCAUCAGAGGGGAAACACUCGGACUUAUUGGCUUUGGCCGAUCAGGACAGGCAGUGGCUGUUCGAGCAAAAGCGUUUGGCUUCAAUGUGAUCUUUUACGACCCAUACUUGCAAGACGGUUUAGAGCGAUCGCUGGGCGUUCAGAGAGUUUACACAUUACAGGACCUCCUGUACCAGAGCGACUGUGUGUCUCUCCACUGCAACCUAAACGAACACAAUCACCACCUCAUUAACGACUUCACCAUCAAACAGAUGCGACAGGGAGCGUUUCUAGUCAACACAGCCCGAGGGGGUCUGGUCGAUGAAAAAGCCCUGGCUCAGGCUCUAAAAGAGGGCAGGAUACGAGGGGCCGCCCUGGACGUUCACGAAUCUGAACCCUUCAGUUUUACUCAGGGUCCUCUGAAGGAUGCGCCCAAUCUGAUCUGCACCCCUCACACGGCGUGGUACAGUGAGCAGGCCUCACUAGAGAUGAGAGAGGCCGCGGCCACUGAGAUCCGCAGGGCCAUCACUGGUCGUAUUCCAGACAGUCUCAGAAACUGCGUCAACAAAGAGUUUUUUGUUACCACGGCGCCGUGGGGGAUGAUGGAGCAGCAGGUACACCCGGAGCUCAACGGAGGAGCUUACAGAGUGGCCCAACCGCUACCAGCCGUUUCUCCUGGUGGCCUGCAAGACAAAAUGUAUACCUAAACAAUGACAGGUUCCCCCCUGGUGCAGUGGGUGUGUCUCCUGGUGGCAUGGGUGGACAAAUAGAGGGCAUGAUGCCUGGCGGGGUGCCCAGUGCCCACCCCCUGCCGCCGGGCACCCAGCCCAGCCUCGCCCCCUCCCCCACCCAGC
Molecule: messenger RNA, 3982 nt
Organism: Rhinichthys klamathensis goyatoka
Lineage: Eukaryota; Metazoa; Chordata; Actinopteri; Cypriniformes; Leuciscidae
Gene: ctbp2a
Product: C-terminal binding protein 2a
Exons: 10
Coding region: 398-3835 (1145 amino acids)
Molecular function (GO): oxidoreductase activity, acting on the CH-OH group of donors, NAD or NADP as acceptor; transcription corepressor activity; NAD binding
Source: RefSeq, a predicted model, not a curated record